AAUAAAAAUAUCUCAUCCAACAUAUAGAGAAAAGAGUUUGAAGAGACUAAAAAACAUAUUAAUGGAAAACUCUUAUCCAGUAGGACUACUUAAUAAAUUAAUUUUUAGUACUGCUACCUCUCCAGCUUCCAUCACAUUGAUUGACAAUACCAACAAUAAAAAACCACCCACAGUGAAUAUGGCAAGCCAAGAAAGAAACACUAGCCCAACAAUCGACACCUUAGUACCAACAACACCACAAACAUUUGGAUCUUUACCUUAUAUUCCAUUCUUAACACCAAAACUUCUCAAAUUAUUUAAAGGACUCGAAAACAUAAAAAUUGCUACCAGAAACGUUAAAACUAUAGCACAUUUAUACACCAAAACUAAAGAUCCACUUACGACUAAGGAAAGUUCAAAAGUUGUGUAUCAAAUACCUUGCUCAGACUGCGAUAAGGUUUAUAUAGGAGAAACAUCUCGGACAUUACACAGCAGAAUAAUUUCCCACAGAAGUGAUAUUAAUACAAAAAAAUCGCAAGCUUGUGCAUUAGCAGAUCACUCAAUUAAUCUAAAUCAUACAUUUAAUUUUUCACAAGCGUCAAUCUUAGAGAGGGUGAAAAAUGAACAGAAAAGGUUAUUUGUAGAAAUGACACACAUCCAGAAAAAUAGAAAAUGUAUAAAUAGAAAGUCAGAUAUAGACAAAUUAAGUAACAUUUAUUGUUACAUAUUAGCAUAUCAACAAACAUUUGACACAACAUCAUAAUCUGAUUUUCUAUCGUACAUUCCACCAUUAAAAAUUCAUUUUAUGCUGGUAGACACAUUGACUGGACUAAUUUACUUUACAUCAAUCAAAUUAAUAACUGUAAUUAUAAAAAAAACUAUUGUUACUGGUUUUGCUUUCCUUCUAAAGAAAUGGUAUACACUUCAUACAUGUUGAACAACGAACCAUGGACACAACAUAAUGUAAUAGAUUGACUAAAAUUAUUUAAAUAUUUUAAUAUGUGUGUGAUUGUCCUUCUAGUAAAGUUUCAACUUUUUCAACCAAUCUCAACGACUAAUGUCUUGAAAAAGAAUUAAAUAUAAUUCGAAAGCUUGACAGUAAGUCAAAGAGUUUUCUUUGUCUUGUGGGCCAAAUAAACUGACUGCAUCCUCAAGAGUCACUACUUGAUAUAUAAAUCUACAG
This is a messenger RNA of Diabrotica virgifera virgifera (western corn rootworm), 1162 nucleotides long. RefSeq lists its product as uncharacterized. The coding region runs from base 62 to 742 and encodes 226 amino acids. NCBI's taxonomy places the organism in Eukaryota, Metazoa, Arthropoda, Insecta, Coleoptera, Chrysomelidae. The transcript is spliced from 2 exons. The record is from RefSeq and is a predicted model, not a curated record.